AUGGUCGUCAUCACGCAUGACGCCAAGACCUACAUGCACCAAGCCCAGGAGCCAGCGCAGUUCCAAACUAUGCAAUCCAAGAAGGCACAAAGGCGACCAUCCGCCACAGCACAGAAGGAGCGCCGCGAGCUAAUGCUCGAGGCACGCGCCCUUUUGAAGGAGUCAACGAGGGCCAGCAUCAAUGGCAGCACGGAGGCCUCUCAACGCCUCCAAGCUAAGGCCGCAAGCAAGAAGGCAGGUGUGGCAUCACUUCGGGCCCCUAAGACGAUUUGGCGCAACGAAUUGGAGCUCCUCAAAGGCUUGGAGGAUGCUUCGCAGAAUUUGCGGAGGCUUGUGACGAACGCACGUUCGUCUGAUAGCCCGCAUCCACUACGCAACUAUAGGAGGAAGUACCGCAAGGUACAACGACUCCACCAACAAAUGAGCUCUCGCAUUGCUCAGAACGCGGUGCUAGACGAGGAUUGGUCCUUCGGCGCUAAGGACCUCGCAGACGAGGUGCUCUCCUGUGACUUGCUCCCUGACAAAAGGGCGAGCGAGUCAUCAAGCGUCAAGGAGGUGGUGAGACGAGCCAUAAUGAAGGAGGUUUGGAAACGGUGCUCCUGCAAAGAGCAUGUUCUGCCAGGCUAUACGGCCUACACCAACUCCGAAGAUGCUCGGGGAGGCAUGUGUGCACCAUGCUUCCACACUUCGAUGAUCGACGACCGGCCCAUCCGCAGCGACAACAGGUUCACCGUACAACAUUGUGAUUCCAUAUUUGAGCUUCCCCAACCUCGUAUUAAUACAGAAGAGGCUUCGUCAACAAUGAAGGCCGAGCCCAAGGUGGCUCGCCUGCUGGAGAAGGCUGGGUUUACCCUUCGGCAAAACAACCGGAUCCCUCCGCCCCCCGCAGUGUGCGAGGCGUGGUGGAGGCAAUCCGAGGAUCUCAUCAAGAAGAGGCACAAGGCUCGACCCAAGUUCGGGCUCGGUUACAUCGACCUUGGCGGCUCCGACGAUGAAGAAGAGGGGCCAUCCUACGGCCCACGAGCUACGUGCCAUGCUACGUCAGUCUCUUCAGGAGACGAUGCCAAAACUUCACGUCGCGGUCUCCAUCGACGAAACUACAACGACAACGACCAAACCGAGGUGGGGGAGCUUGACUCGACAUCAGCCCCGCAAGAGCUAGAAGACGGUGGGCAGCCCACAGUCGAUGAGCUCGUGGAGGUCAACCUUGGGACAGAGGAUGAUCCGCGCCCCACUUUCGUUAGCGCCACGCUGACGGAAGAGGAGCGUGAAGGUUAUCGAAGCUUCUUGAUGGAGUACCGAGAUUGCUUCGCCUGGAACUACAAGGAGAUGCCGGGGCUGGACCCUCGUGUUGCCACUCACAAGCUGGCGAUUGAUCCACAUCACCGCCCGGUCAAGCAGCCUCCACGACGCUUACGACCUGAAUUUGAAGACCAAGUCAUCGCCGAGGUAGAUAAACUUAUCCUUGCAGGUUUCAUCAAGGAGGCCAAAUACACUCGGUGGCUCGCAAACAUCGUGCCCGUAGAGAAGAAGAACGGCCAGGUGCGCGUCUGCCAGGACUUUCGCGACCUAAACCGAGCAUGCCCCAAGGACGACUUUCCCUUGCCCAUCACGGAGAUGGUCGUCGACUCCACCACGGGUCAUGGCGCACUGUCCUUCAUGGAUGGUUCGUCCGGCUACAACCAAAUCAAGAUGGACCCAGAUGAUGCCAUCGACACCGCCUUCAGGACCCCGAAGGGCAACUUCUACUACACCGUCAUGCCGUUCGGCUUGAAGAAUGCUGGUGCAACGUACCAGCGGGCUAUGACCUGCAUCCUCGGAGACCUGAUCCACCAUUCGGUGGAGUGCUAUGUUGACGACAUGGUGGUCAAGACCAAGGACCGCCAGGAUCAUCACAAGGACCUUCGGGUUUUCUUUGAGCGUCUACGUCAACACCAGCUCAAGAUGAACCCGUUGAAAUGUGCCUUCGCCGUUCAAUCAGGGCUCUUCCUCGGCUUUGUCGUGCACCACCGAGGCAUAGAGAUCGAGCCCAAGAAGAUCAAGGCCAUCCUCAACAUGCCACCACCCUGCAAUCUCAAGGAGUUGCGGGCCUUGCAGGGGAAGCUAGCCUACAUUCGCCGUUUCAUCUCCAACCUCUCCGGACGCAUUCAGCCCUUCUCGUGUCUCAUGAAGAAAGGAGCUCCGUUCGUGUGGGAUGAAGGGUGUCAAAGAGGCUUCGACGACAUCAAGAAGUAUUUGCUUAACCCACCUGUUUUGGCAGCUCCUAUGAAAGGGCGCCCUCUUAUUCUUUACAUUGCAGCGCAGCCUACCUCGAUUGGCGCCCUACUCGCUCAACACAAUGAUGAAGGGAAGGAGGUGGCUUGCUACUACUUGAGCCGCACCAUGGUGGGUGCUGAGCGCAACUACUCUCCAAUAGAGAAGUUAUGCUUGACGCUCAUAUUUGCACUAAAGAAGUUGAGGCACUACAUGCUAGCACUCCAAAUCCAGCUCGUUGCAAGAGCGGAUCCUAUAAGGUAUGUGCUAAGUCAGCCUGCGUUGAUGGGGCGACUCGGUAAAUGGGCGCUGCUCAUGAUGGAGUUUGACAUCACGUUCCUCCCCCAGAAGGCAGUCAAGGGUCAAGCCUUGGCGGAGUUCCUCGCGGCGCACCCCGUCCCCGAUGAUUCCCCGCUCAUCACCAACCUUCCAGACGAGGAGGCGUUCGCCGUCGAGUUGGAAGCGCCCUGGGAGCUCUACUUCGACGGUGCUUCCCGCACGGAGGUCGACCCCGACGGAACUCCUAGGCGGAGAGCAGGGGCAGGUUUGGUGUUCAAGACACCACAAGGAGGGGUGAUGUACCACUCAUUCUCCCUCCUCAAGGAAGAGUGCUCCAACAACGAGGCGGAGUACGAGGCGCUCAUCUUCGGCCUUCUCCUAGCGCUCUCCAUGGAAGUCCGUUCUUUACGGGCCUAUGGAGAUUCUCAACUCAUUGUUCGGCAAGUCAACGACAUCUACGAGGUACGCAAGCCUGAACUGGUGCCGUACUACAACGCGGCCCGGAAGCUCAUGGAGAAAUUUCAACAAGUCGAAGUGCUCCAUGUUCCGCGAAGCAGGAAUGCACCUGCCGACUCGUUGGCGAAACUGGCAUCGGCGCUGGUUCUCCCAAGUGACAAAUCCACGCAAGUGACGGUUGAAGAACGGUGGCUUCUUCCCGCUGUCUUGGAGCUCGUCCCGGAGGAAGGCGAAGUCAAUACCAUCACGACAAAUGUCGUGGAGGAGGACGAGUGGCUGCAACCCUUCCUCGACUACUUCAAGCACGGCAGCCUCCCCGACGACCCCGUCAAGAGGCGCCAACUGCAGCGACGACUCCCGUUCUAUGUCUAUAAGGCCGGCGUCUUGUACAGACGGUCUCAUGGGCAGGAGAUUUUACUUCGGUGUGUCAACCGAGGUGAAGCUGAGAAGAUCCUGCAGGAGAUGCACCACGGAGUUUGCGGUGGCCACCAAGGCGGGGCCAAAAUGUACCAUGGCAUACGCCUAGCUGGGUACUAUUGGCCCGGUAUCAUGACCGACUGUCUCCGGGUGGCCAAGUCAUGCCAUGGUUGCCAAAUCCAUGGCGACUUCAAGCAUCAGCCGCCAGCUCCUCUACACCCCACCAUUCCCGCAUGGCCAUUCGAUGCUUGGGGCAUCGACGUCAUCGGCCCUAUUGACCCACCAUCUUCUGGGGGACAUCGCUUCAUCCUUGCAGCGACCGACUACUUCUCCAAGUGGGCAGAGGCUGUCCCGCUGCGGGAGGUGAAGAGCGACAAUGUCAUCAACUUCCUAGAGCGAAAUAUCAUAUAUCGCUUUGGGAUUCCACACCGCAUCACCUCCGACAACGCCAAGGCUUUCAAGUCCAAUAAGAUGCACAGGUUCAUGGCGAAGUACAAGAUCAAGUGGAACUACUCCACCGGCUACUACCCUCAAGCAAACGGAGCCAUUGAAGCCUUCAACAAGACGCUUGGCAAGAUACUCAAGAAGACGGUGACAAGACAUAGAAGAGACUGGCCUGACCGUCUCUUCGAGUCUUUAUGGGCGUACCGCGUUACGGUCCGUACCCCAACUCAAGCUACUCCCUACUCCCUGGUCUAUGGGAGUGAAGCGGUUCUUCCAUUGGAGGUCCAGCUACCCUCUCUACGGGUGGCUAUCCAAGACGAACUCACCAAAGACGAACAGGCACACUUGCGGUUUCAGGAGCUCGACACCCUGGAAGAGGAGCGACUUCAUGCCCUACAAAAUCUGGAGCUUUAUCGCCAGAACAUGGUGAGAGCUUAUGACAAGCUCGUCAAGCGGCGCGUCUUCCGGAAAGGCGAGCUGGUCCUUGUGCUCAGGCACACCAUCGUCGUCACACACAAGACGAAGGGGAAGUUCGAGCCGAAGUGGGAAGGACCAUACGCCAUCGAGCAAGUCUACGACGGGGGUGCAUACCAGCUGGUCGAUCCCCAGGGAGCCCGGCCCAUGCCUCCAAUCAAUGGAAGGUUCCUCAAAAAAUAUUUUUGCUAA
This is a messenger RNA of Lolium perenne, 4515 nucleotides long. NCBI's taxonomy places the organism in Eukaryota, Viridiplantae, Streptophyta, Magnoliopsida, Poales, Poaceae. The record is from RefSeq and is a predicted model, not a curated record.